AGCACUGCAGAUUUCAGGAAGGCUGGUUAUGGGGCAUCUCCAAUCUGUCAGAGGAGCUGGUAAUUAUGGAGACACUAUACCUACAUGUAAGAGGAUGCCUGGAAGAGAAGUUGCCUGGAGCAUAUUUAAUAUGAGAGACUCGAAUUGAAACCUGUUUAGCCAGAACCAAUGAUUUGAAUUCACAACCUUUCCAAAGGGCCCCUGGCUGUGUUGUUGAUUCUCCAGUGGUUUGUGUCCCAACGUUUCCUGGCAUUACCUAACCUGGAUUCUGGUUGACAGCUCCUGAUUGGUGCCCUCUGCAUAUAUAUUGUCAGGAUGUGGAAUCCUGAAGUCAGCGCCUUGCCUUCUCUUGGGCUUUGAAGCAUUUUUGUCUGUGCUCCCUGAUCUUCAGGUCACCACCAUGAAGUUCUUAGCAGUCCUGGUACUCUUGGGAGUUUCCAUCUUUCUGGUCUCUGCCCAGAAUCCGACAACAGCUGCUCCAGCUGACACGUAUCCAGCUACUGGUCCUGCUGAUGAUGAAGCCCCUGAUGCUGAAACCACUGUUGCUGCAACCACUGCGACCACCACUGCUGCAACCACUGCGACCACUGCUGCUCCUACCACUGCAACCACCGCUGCUUCUACCACUGCUCGUAAAGACAUUCCAGUUUUACCCAAAUGGGUUGGGGAUCUCCUGAAUGGUAGAGUGUGUCCCUGAGAUGGAAUCAGCUUGAGUCUUCUGCAAUUGGUCACAACUAUUCAUGCUUCCUGUGAUUUCAUCCAACUACUUACCUUGCCUACGAUAUCCCCUUUAUCUCUAAUCAGUUUAUUUUCUUUCAAAUAAAAAAUAACUAUGAGCAACAUAAAAAUGGUAUUUCUUAGGGGCUAUGGGGUGGUUGUCCAGUGUUUAGACAAUCCAAGUGACAGACACUUCAGAUUUUACCUAAUACUUCCUUGUGCUCCUACUAAUAACUAGACUUCCUAUUUAUUUCAGUUUCUUUUUUAAAUAAGACACUAGUUUUGGGCAUAAUACUAAAGACUAGAGAUUUCUCUAAUAUGGAUAGACUAAUCAAUACUUACUAGGUACAAAUGUUCAGUUUGAUUCUGCCAAACUCUCCUAUCAACUGACAGAAUUUUUUUCUUACCUGUAAUGACUUAGCAUGUGUGGUAAGAAAGAAGAAAGGAACUCCUGGCAUCUGGGUACUGGUUUGACACAGCCAAGUUUCAGAGUUGUUAGAAGGUGACUGGAUGCUCACAGUUAGGCAAUGGUGUUUUCCUGUUGGACACAAUCUCACAAAAUACCAGCAUCAGACAAGGCCAUUCAGUGACUGAUGAAUUGAGAGUAAAAAGAAAAACCAAUGCAUAUUUUUUUAAGCACAGACAAAACCGGAGUUAGUGU
Molecule: messenger RNA, 1378 nt
Organism: Pan troglodytes (chimpanzee)
Lineage: Eukaryota; Metazoa; Chordata; Mammalia; Primates; Hominidae
Gene: MUCL1
Product: mucin like 1
Exons: 4
Coding region: 401-697 (98 amino acids)
Source: RefSeq, a predicted model, not a curated record